AUGUCGUCGUUCCCUAGUGUCAUCCUCAAAUAUAAUAUUGAUGGCAGCACAUUCCAUGCCUCAACAUCAAAUGUCCCUCCAGAGGUUCCCCCAGGAGUACCCACAGAUAUGCCACCACUGGCAACCCAUGUCUCACCCGUACCAGAGGAAGUCCCCUGUCCGUCAAGCAACGCAGUCCCAAUAGCAGCUCAAAUUCCAGCACCAGUCUCUGCCCAACCGACUCCUACUGCUGAGCAACCAACUCCAGCACAAGCCUCGACCAGCAAGAAGCACUACAACCGAAUGGCAGGCCGUAUACUUCAGUCGUCUCCCUCGACGAUAGCAGCAGUAGACUCGGGAUCCGAGAGUCCCUCUCCUCAAUGA
Messenger RNA from Hibiscus syriacus, 363 nucleotides. Its product is annotated as lysine-rich arabinogalactan protein 19-like. The record is from RefSeq and is a predicted model, not a curated record. The coding region runs from base 1 to 363 and encodes 120 amino acids. Lineage: Eukaryota; Viridiplantae; Streptophyta; Magnoliopsida; Malvales; Malvaceae. The transcript has 2 exons.